GCAACGGGGAAGCGCAUGCAAGAUGAGACAGCCACCUCGCUAACCACACUCGAGCUUUUGUAGGGCAUCUUCCAGCUGACGUCGGCCCGAAACCUGGCUUCCCCCGGACCCAUCCUCCAUGCCUACGCAUCCUCCAGUACACCCACCAUGUCCUCUGUAGAUCACACCAGAGUCCAGAGACAAAUGGGCGGGACGGCCCUAACCAGAGGCGGCUGGACCCAUCGAGGCCGUGUCCUUCCCUCCACGAAGUCCUUCAAAGCUACCUCCCGAACCACUCGCCUCCAUCCAAGGCUGUACAAUGCCCAUUUCCCACAUCAUGGGACUGGACUGAAAAGAAGCCAUAUCUUGCCAAAUCCUGAGUCCGUCAACGAAUGAAUGGUCGAUGGCUGUGUCUUUACAGGAUUCUGCUACUGUUAUUCGAGGAUUUUGUCUUCUGUUUUCGACCCUGUGUAUAUGAUUGGGUGUCGCUACGCUGUCUGGCCACACAAUAGGAGCCUAUCGGACUACCCCUCGGCUCGAGGCACACUGCUCCCAACAUGUGAGGCCCAGGUGGUCAGUCCCAAGCGCGGCUGUGAUGUAAGUAGUGCCUGCGCCCGAUGAGGCCGGUAGACCAUGAAUCGUUGGCGAGCAUCCUUUCACUCCAUCUCCCUGCCCCGGUGACACUGCAAAGAAGAGAUGCAAUCAGAAGUACAGCACAGCGUCCUUUCUGCCCAAGCCUGCUUCAUGACCAAAUCCCUUGCGACGGCCAGGCUGUCUCAUGUCUUCUGAAUCAGAAGCCCCAUCCGACACGUGGUCCACUCUCAUCGCGGAUUUGAAAGAAACAGCACUGGGCGACCAACAGACACCGACACCUUGUUCCAACGAAGGAGAGUUCAGGACCAAUUUCGAGUCGCUCUGCAACGAUCGCUAUGAACCUAACGCUCAGCGACUUCUUAAUCUGUUCUCUCGACAACAUGGCACGAUUACAACCUUUACCAGCACAAUAGACGGCGCUCAAAAUCUCCAGCCACCGGACACACUUAGUGAUUUGUUCUGGCAACUUGCUUUUGCAACCAUUCAGGCCGCUCUUGACGCCGGAUUAUCACUGAAAGACCUCUUUGAAGAACUGAAUCCCCUCAAUCAAGCCCUCAAACCUUUCGGACCGCAGCUCCCGCAAUUUCCUACCCGUCCUCGCGUGCAAGAACCCCUCCAGGUAGUAUUCAGAGAAUAUAUAGAGUGCUACAGCAUCAUGCUAAGCCACUUUGCAACACAUCCCCCCGGCCUUACCUUCGACACCUUUCAUUCCCGCGCCGAAGCCGCAGCUGAAAUUUUUGAAACGCAACUGGAAGACUGGAAAGAGGUGGUGAAACGGUUUUCGGAUGAAGAAACUAAUAGGUCUCUGCCUGCAUUUCCCGAUCCGGGCUUGGACCGUCUGUCUCCUGGCUUGACUACAAGCGCACGGUUUCAGUGGCUUGAACCACUGGGCACGGGCACUUAUGGCCAAGUCUCCAAGGUCCGCGAAGUCUCCACAAACAGCAUCUAUGCUCAAAAGACCAUCAGGGUCCAAAAUAGCCAUCGCGCAAGGAACAUUAUCGAGCAGCAGGUCCGAAAUGAGGUGGCCAUCAUGCACAAGCUACGUCACCAUCAUAUUGCCUCGGUGCUGUUCUAUGUCAGGGACGAAACCACCUUCUCCAUCAUUAUGCUCCCCGUAGGCGACUACGACCUUCGACAUUUCUUGGAGGUGAACUGUGCUGGCUUCCCCCGGACCGAGACGAGACACCUCGAUCAGUGGUUCGGUUGCCUGGCCUCGGCGCUGGCAUAUGCACAUCAGGAGCGAGUCAAACAUGAGGAUAUCAAACCUUCAAACAUACUGAUCCGGGAUCACCAGCCAUAUCUCGCCGAUUUUGGUAGCGCGAUUGAUUUCUCUCUGAUGGAAGGCAGCACCUCGACAGAUGAGUAUAUUGUGGGCACACCAGUGUACUGGCCGCCAGAGCCACUACCACAACGAGGGCGGGCGGCCGACGUCUUUGCUCUCGGAUGUGUCUUCAGCGAAAUGCUCACUGUGAGGCAGCACAAGUCAUUGCAAGAGUACCGUGAUGCCCGCUAUCUCCCUCACGUUGACAAUGGAUAUGCUUUUCGGACGAACUUAGACGCGGUCUAUACGUGGCUUCUGGAGCUCCCAGACAACGUCGGACCUCCAGAAGUGAGGUCGCUUUUGCUAGAGCAGACGAUGAACAUGUUAGCUGCAGACCACACGCAGAGACCAGAAGCACGUGUGGUCAAACGAAAUUUCCGACACGAGGGAGAUGCAUUGUUUUGCCUUAGCUGUGGAUGAUCGGAUAAGCAUGAAUCCAUGGCAACAUCAUGAGUGGUUUUUCUGGCCCGUUUCUUCGGUAGCUUGUAGCCUACAUUUUCGGGAUGACUAUACGUGGUAUGAUUUUUCCUUUGCUCUGCUCACAGUUCUUCUGAAUCUGCGGAAGCAGCUUCAACUCCUAUUUGAGACGAUUCGUUCUCUUCGAAAUUGUCUAU
Cladophialophora immunda is the source of this 2508-nucleotide messenger RNA. RefSeq lists its product as uncharacterized. Gene Ontology annotation, biological process: protein phosphorylation. The transcript is spliced from 4 exons. Gene Ontology annotation, molecular function: ATP binding; protein serine/threonine kinase activity. Lineage: Eukaryota; Fungi; Ascomycota; Eurotiomycetes; Chaetothyriales; Herpotrichiellaceae. Gene Ontology annotation, cellular component: cytoplasm. The record is from RefSeq and is a predicted model, not a curated record. The coding region runs from base 758 to 2314 and encodes 518 amino acids.